AUGAUCAUCCUUAAUAUAUCUCCGUUCUUGCUAUUGUUGUUUUUUCAUGCUUUUGUUUAUGGCUUCGUUCGACGUAGUGUGCCUAUACGCCGUUUUGAGUUGUAUAGCAAGGUAAUCGUCGAGCCCAAGAUCCCGAAGACUACAAAGCGUUACAUGACGACAAGAGCAGGUAAAACGGAGACUAUUGGUCAUCUUGGGGAGCUUUUGCGUCGCAGUCAGGUAUUACUUCGUUAUACCUAUCGUCGAUUCACUCCUAAUGAGCGUAGGUUAUUAAACCGUAGAUUGCGUUCUUUUAUCUAUGUGGGUAAAGAUGGAUCUCAGCCUUGUGCGAAACUGCGCAUGGUAAAGAAUACAUUGAUGGAGAAGGCAAUGGCCGGUACUGCAUGGGAGGUAUUCGCUCCUCGUAUGCAUGGUCCUUCUAUGUGUUUCUUUAUUUUUGACGAGGGUCGACUUCCACAUAUCCUCUCGACUGUGGAGCGAUUGCGAGCAUCGGAUAAAAAGAUCCGUCGCCACGUCACUUUAGAGAGCGCAUCAUUUGCUGGCAAGGUAGUUGAGCCGGAUGAGCUAUUUAGUCUGGCUACUUAUAAUUCACGAGAAGAUAUGAUCGCGAAGCUGAUGGUUGCUUUGAACGGCGGAGCUACGAGUGUUGCCGGUGGACUUCGUUCAGUUGCUUCUAAAUUAGCAAUGGCUCUGAACGAAAUAACUAAGAAGCAUGAGUCUGUGGAACCAACGUGUGAGGUUGUGAAUUCCACUUGA
Messenger RNA from Babesia sp. Xinjiang, 756 nucleotides. RefSeq names its product putative 50S ribosomal protein. Gene Ontology annotation, biological process: translation. Gene Ontology annotation, cellular component: large ribosomal subunit. The record is from RefSeq and is a predicted model, not a curated record. Gene Ontology annotation, molecular function: structural constituent of ribosome. NCBI's taxonomy places the organism in Eukaryota, Apicomplexa, Aconoidasida, Piroplasmida, Babesiidae. Bases 1 to 756 code for a protein of 251 amino acids. The transcript has a single exon.